Molecule: messenger RNA, 16355 nt
Organism: Suricata suricatta (meerkat)
Lineage: Eukaryota; Metazoa; Chordata; Mammalia; Carnivora; Herpestidae
Gene: KMT2A
Product: lysine methyltransferase 2A
Exons: 38
Coding region: 1-11736 (3911 amino acids)
Biological process (GO): positive regulation of DNA-templated transcription
Cellular component (GO): histone methyltransferase complex; nucleus
Molecular function (GO): protein binding; DNA binding; zinc ion binding
Source: RefSeq, a predicted model, not a curated record
AUGAGGGACAGUUUUAACUUUGCGAUGCUGCUGGUGGUGGUUGCUUUGGGCUGGGAGAAAGAGGGGGGCUACGAGCGAAGACUGGGGCCGGGAUGGGGCUGCCUGCAGAAGCCUUACUCAGCCCCCGCAGGGAAAAGGAAAGUUGCCCCGGGAAGGGAAGUGGAGUUCAGGUUCAGCCAGUGGCGUUGCCUAACAACACAGAUCCCAUGUAGUUGGAGAACCAAAGGCCUCAUACAUGACAAAAAGACUGAGCCGUUCAGGUUACUUGCAUGGAGUUGGUGCUUAAAUGAUGAGCAGUUCUUAGGUUUUGGCUCAGAUGAAGAAGUCCGAGUGCGAAGCCCCGCCAGGUCUCCUUCAGUUAAGACUAGCCCUCGGAAGCCUCGCGGGAGACCCCGGAGCGGCUCCGACCGGAACUCGGCCCUCCUCUCAGACGUGUCUGUGUUUCCCGCCCUAAAUAAAUCGGAGACCAAAUCUGGAGAUAAGAUCAAGAAGAAAGAUUCUAAAAGCAUAGAAAAGAAGAGAGGAAGACCCCCCACCUUCCCUGGAGUAAAAAUCAAAAUAACACACGGAAAGGACAUUUCAGAGCUGCCGAAGGGGAGCAAAGAGGACGGCUUGAAAAAGAUGAAGCGGACGCCCUCGGCGACGUUCCAGCAAGCCACAAAGAUCAAAAAACUGAGAGCAGGUAAACUCUCUCCUCUCAAGUCUAAGUUUAAGGCGGGGAAGCUUCAAAUAGGAAGGAAGGCGGUACAGAUCGCCCGCCGGCGAGGAAGGCCUCCGUCCGCAGAGAGGAUAAAGACCCCUUCCGGCCUCCUCAUUAACUCGGAACUGGAAAAGCCCCAGAAGGUCCGGAAGGACAAGGAAGGAACACCUCCGCUCACAAAAGAAGAUAAGACAGUAGUCAGACAAAGCCCUCGAAGGAUUAAGCCGGUUAGGAUUAUUCCUUCCUCUAAAAGGACAGAUGCCGCCAUUGCUAAGCAGCUCUUGCAGAGGGCGAAAAAGGGGGCCCAGAAGAAAAUCGAGAAAGAAGCGGCCCAGCUGCAGGGCAGAAAGGUGAAGACACAGGUCAAGAACAUUCGGCAGUUCAUUAUGCCUGUCGUCAGCGCCAUCUCCUCGCGCAUCAUUAAAACCCCUCGGCGGUUCAUAGAGGACGAGGACUACGACCCUCCCAUUAAAAUCGCCCGGCUCGAGCCCACCGCGAACAGCAGGUUCAGCGCCGCGUCCUGCGGGUCGUCGGAGAAGUCCAGCGCGGCCUCGCAGCCCUCCUCCCAGGCGUCGUCCGACUCCUCCCGCUCCAGCAGCCCCAGCGGGGACACCUCCACGGACUCCCAGGCCUCGGAGGAGGUCCCGGCGCUGCCCGGAGAGCGGAGCGACACCCCCGACGCGCCCCCGCCGCUGCCCGUCUCCCAGUCCCCGGAGGGCGGGGGGAGCGACCGGAGAAGCAGGAGGUACUCCGUGUCCGAGAGGAGUUUCGGGUCCAGGCCGCCGAAGAAGCUCUCCGCGCUGCCGAGCGCCCCCCAGCAGCCCUCCUCCUCUCCGCCCCCGCCCCUGCUCAGCCCGCCGCCGCCGCCGCUGCAGCCGGCCUCCGGCAUCUCCGACCACACGCCCUGGCUCAUGCCGCCCACCAUCCCCUUAGCAUCACCGUUUUUGCCUGCUUCCGCCGCUCCCAUGCAGGGGAAGCGAAAGUCGAUUUUGCGAGAGCCGACGUUUAGGUGGACUUCCCUCAAGCACUCUAGGUCGGAGCCACAGUACUUUUCCUCAGCAAAGUAUGCCAAAGAAGGUCUUAUUCGCAAACCCAUAUUUGAUAACUUCCGCCCCCCGCCGCUGACUCCCGAGGACGUCGGCUUCGCGUCGGGUUUCUCUCCGCCCGGCGCCGCCGCUUCGGCCCGGCUGUUCUCGCCGCUCCACUCCGGGACGAGGUUCGACGUGCACAAACGGAGCCCUCUCCUGAGAGCGCCCAGAUUCACCCCAAGCGAGGCUCACUCCAGAAUUUUUGAGUCUGUAACCUUGCCUAGUAAUCGGACUUCUGCUGGCACGUCGUCCUCAGGGGUGUCCAGCAGAAAGAGGAAAAGGAAGGUCUUCAGUCCCAUUCGGUCCGAACCAAGAUCUCCGUCUCACUCCAUGCGGACAAGAAGCGGAAGGCUUAGCACCGCUGAGCUGUCCCCUCUCCCCCCCCCGUCUUCUGUCUCCUCUUCGCUAAGCAUAUCUGUUAGCCCUCUUGCCACUAGUGCCUUAAACCCAACUUUCACUUUUCCUUCUCAUUCCCUGACCCAGUCUGGGGAGUCUGCGGAGAAGAGCCAGCGGCCGAGGAAGCAGGCGGGUGCCCCGGCGGAGCCGUUUUCAUCCAGCAGCCCCUCUCCGCUCUUCCCCUGGUUCACCCCCGGCUCUCAGACUGAGAGAGGGAGGAACAAAGACAAGGCCCCCGAGGAGCUGUCCAAAGAUCGGGACGCUGACAAGAGCAGAGAGCGAGACCGGGAGAGAGAGAAAGAGAAUAAGCGGGAGUCAAGGAAAGAGAAGAGGAAAAAGGGGUCAGAGGUUCAGAGUGGUUCUGCGUUGCAUCCUGUGAGCAGGGCUUCCAAAGAGAAGGCUGUCGGUGAAGACGUCGCCACUUCGUCUUCUGCCAAAAAAGCAACAGGGCGGAAGAAGUCUUCAUCACUUGAUUCUGGGACUGAUAUGGCCUCUGUGACUCUUGGGGACACAACAGCUGUCAAAACCAAAAUCCUUCUAAAGAAGGGGAGAGGAAAUCUGGAAAAAAACAACCUGGACCUCGGCCCGCCUGCCCCGUCCCUGGAGAAGGAGGCGCCCCUCUGCCCCCCCACCCCUUCAGCCAGCACUGUUAAACACUCCACUUCCUCCAUAGGCUCCAUGUUGGCUCAGGCAGACAAGCUCCCAAUGACGGACAAGAGGGUUGCCAGCCUCCUAAAAAAGGCCAAAGCCCAGCUCUGCAAGAUCGAGAAGAGUAAGAGUCUUAAACAAACUGACCAGCCCAAAGCACAGGGUCAAGAGAGUGAUUCAUCCGAGACCUCCGUGCGAGGACCCCGCAUUAAACACGUCUGCAGAAGAGCUGCUGUCGCCCUUGGCCGGAAACGAGCUGUCUUUCCAGAUGACAUGCCCACCCUGAGUGCCUUACCAUGGGAAGAACGAGAAAAGAUUUUGUCUUCCAUGGGGAACGAUGACAAGUCCUCAAUCGCUGGCUCGGAAGAUGCUGAACCUCUUGCUCCACCCGUCAAACCAAUUAAACCUGUCACCAGAAACAAGGCGCCUCAGGAACCUCCAGUAAAGAAAGGCCGGCGGUCCAGGCGGUGUGGGCAGUGUCCCGGCUGCCAGGUGCCUGAGGACUGUGGUGUUUGUACUAAUUGCUUAGACAAGCCCAAGUUUGGUGGCCGAAAUAUAAAGAAGCAGUGCUGCAAGAUGAGAAAAUGUCAGAAUCUACAGUGGAUGCCUUCCAAAGCCUACCUGCAGAAGCAAGCAAAAGCUGUGAAAAAGAAAGAGAAAAAGUCCAAGACCAGUGAGAAGAAAGAGAGCAAAGAGAGCAGUGUUGUGAAGAGCGUGGUGGACUCGAGUUCGAAGCCCACCCUGGCAGCAAGAGAGGACCCUGCCCCCAAGAAAAGCAAUAGUGAACCUCCCCCUCGAAAGCCCGUCGAGGAAAAGAGCGAAGAAGGGACCGCCUCUGCCCCCGGACCCGAAGCCAAACAAGUCAGCACCCCGGCUUCCAGGAAGUCCGGCAAGCAGGCCUCCCAGCCGGCGCCGGUCACCCCCCCACAGCCGCCAAGCACCGCGCCGCCAAGGAAAGAAGUCCCCAAGGCCACUCCCAGCGAGCCCAAGAAAAAGCAGCCUCCACCACCAGAGCCGGGCCCAGAGCAAAGCAAGCAGAAGAAAGCGGCUCCUCGACCAAGUAUUCCUGUAAAACAAAAACCAAAAGAAAAGGAAAAGCCCCCCCCAGUCAGCAAGCCGGAGAACACGGGCACUCUCAACACCCUCAGCACUCUCUCCAACGGCAAUAGCUCGAAGCAGAAAGUCCCAGCAGACGGAGUCCACAGGAUCAGAGUGGACUUCAAGGAGGACUGCGAGGCAGACAGCGUGUGGGACAUGGGAGGCCUGGGGGUCCUGACCUCUGUCCCCAUAACCCCCCGAGUGGUGUGCUUUCUCUGCGCCAGUAGCGGGCAUGUAGAGUUUGUGUACUGCCAAGUCUGCUGUGAGCCCUUCCACAAGUUCUGCUUGGAGGAGAACGAGCGCCCCCUGGAGGACCAGCUGGAGAACUGGUGUUGCCGCCGCUGCAAGUUCUGUCACGUCUGUGGACGGCAGCACCAGGCGACCAAGCAGCUGCUGGAGUGUAAUAAGUGCCGAAACAGCUAUCACCCUGAGUGCCUGGGGCCAAACUACCCCACCAAACCCACCAAGAAAAAGAAAGUUUGGAUCUGCACCAAGUGUGUCCGCUGCAAGAGCUGCGGGUCCACGACCCCGGGCAAGGGGUGGGACGCACAGUGGUCACACGACUUCUCCCUGUGCCACGACUGCGCCAAACUCUUCGCUAAAGGGAACUUCUGCCCCCUGUGUGACAAGUGCUAUGACGACGACGACUACGAGAGCAAGAUGAUGCAGUGCGGGAGGUGCGACCGCUGGGUGCACGCCAGGUGUGAGAGCCUCUCAGAUGAGAUGUAUGAGAUUCUGUCUAAUCUGCCAGAAAGUGUGGCCUACACUUGUGUGAACUGCACCGAGCGGCACCCUGCGGAGUGGCGGCUGGCCCUCGGGAAGGAGCUCCAGGGCUCCCUGAGGCAGGUCCUGACGGCCCUGCUGAACUCGCGGACCGCCAGCCACCUGCUGCGCUUCCGGCAGGCUGCCAAGCCUCCAGACUUAAAUCCCGAGACGGAGGAGAGCAUACCUUCCCGCAGCUCCCCGGAAGGGCCUGAUCCGCCGGUGCUGACCGAGGUCAGCAAGCAGGAGGAGCCGCAGCCUCUGGACCUGGAAGGGGUGAAGAGGAAAAUGGACCAGGGGGGCUACACGUCCGUGUUGGAGUUCAGCGAUGAUAUCGUGAAGAUCAUUCAGGCCGCCAUGAACUCCGACGGGGGGCAGCCGGAGAUCAAAAAAGCCAACAGCAUGGUCAAGUCCUUCUUCAUUCGGCAAAUGGAGCGCGUUUUUCCAUGGUUCAGUGUCAAAAAGUCUAGGUUUUGGGAGCCAAAUAAAGUAUCGAGCAACAGUGGGAUGCUACCAAACGCAGUGCUUCCUCCUUCACUUGACCAUAAUUAUGCUCAGUGGCAGGAGCGAGAGGAAAACAGCCACACUGAGCAGCCUCCUCUAAGGAAGAAAAUCAUCCCGGCUCCCAAACCUAAAGGGCCCGGAGAACCGGACUCUCCAACACCGCUCCAUCCGCCCGCACCUCCGACCCUGAGUGCUGACAGGAGUCGAGAAGAUAGUCCAGAACUGCACCCGCCCCCAGGCAUCGAGGACAACAGACAGUGUGCGCUGUGCCUGGCCUACGGCGACGACAGCGCUAAUGAUGCUGGCCGUUUGCUAUACAUUGGCCAAAAUGAGUGGACACAUGUAAAUUGCGCUUUGUGGUCAGCAGAAGUGUUUGAAGACGAUGACGGAUCCCUAAAGAAUGUGCACAUGGCUGUGAUCAGGGGCAAGCAGCUGAGAUGCGAGUUCUGCCAAAAGCCAGGAGCCACUGUGGGCUGCUGCCUCACCUCCUGCACCAGCAACUACCACUUCAUGUGCUCUCGCGCCAAGAACUGCGUCUUCCUGGAUGACAAGAAGGUGUAUUGCCAGCGACACCGGGAUCUGAUCAAAGGCGAGGUGGUCCCCGAGAACGGGUUUGAAGUCUUCAGAAGAGUGUUUGUGGACUUCGAAGGAAUCAGCCUGAGAAGGAAGUUUCUCAGUGGCUUGGAACCAGAGAAUAUCCACAUGAUGAUCGGCUCCAUGACCAUCGACUGCUUAGGAAUUCUGAAUGACCUCUCUGACUGUGAAGAUAAGCUUUUUCCUAUCGGAUAUCAGUGUUCCCGGGUGUACUGGAGCACCACGGACGCCCGCAAGCGCUGCGUGUACACGUGCAAGAUCGUGGAGGGCCGCCCCCCCGCGGCCGAGCCGGACAUCAACAGCACCGUGGAGCACGCCGAGAACCGGACCAUCGCUCACAGUCCCCCGACGUCUGCAGAUAUUUCAUCUAGAGAAAGUCAGAACACAGCUGAAAUGAUAAGUCCUCUCUCACCAGACCGGCCUCCUUCGCAAACCUCCGGUUCCUGUUUUUAUCACGUCAUCUCGAAGGUCCCUAGGAUUCGAACACCUAGUUACUCUCCAACACAGAGAUCCCCGGGCUGCCGGCCACUGCCUUCUGCAGGAAACCCCACCCCAACCACUCAUGAAAUCGUCACAGUGGGUGACCCUGUACUCUCCUCGGGACUCCGAAGCAUUGGCUCCCGGCGACACAGCACUUCGUCCUUGUCACCCCAGCGGUCCAAACUCCGGAUAAUGUCUCCAGCGAGAACUGGGGGUGCUUGCUCCAGGAGCAGUGCUCCCUCGGCCUCCGCCCCCGGGACGGCCGCGGAUCCUGAGUCAAGUGCCAAAGCAGUUGAUCACGUCUCAGGACCACUGAAUUCAAAUAGUAACUUAGGGCAAAACGCUCCCAGCUCUUCCAGUUUGCAAAGGACAGUGGUUACUAUGGGCACGAAAACCAGUCACUUGGAUGGAUCUUCGUCGUCAGAAGUGAAGCACUCCGGCGCUUCCGACUUGGCGUCCAGGAGCUCCGCUCUGAAGGGAGAGAACACCAGAGCGCCAGGCUCCAAGGGCUCGGAGGCGCCUGCGCACGCCGCGGCGCGGCCCGGCGUUCCCAGGCUGGCCCCGCAGCCUCCGAACGCCGCGUCCGGAGAGCUGAGUGCCAGCAAGACGGGCGCGUUCGCUGAGCUCUCUCCGGGGCCCUUUUCCUCGAAGGAGGCCCUCUCCUUCCCCCCACUCCAUCCGAGAGGGCAAAGGCAUGACCGAGGCCACCACGCAGACCCCAGCCAGUCAGGGAGCCCCUCUCCCGAGGGAGACGCGGAAGUCAGAACCUUGAAGCUCUCCGGAGUGAGCAGCAGGCCGUCCGUUGUCGGUGACCAUGUGGGACCUAGCUCCAGAGACAGGAGACAGAAAGGGAAAAAGUCUUGUAAAGAAGCUUUCAAAGAAAAACAUUCCAGUACGUCUUUUUUGGAACCUGGUCAGGUGACCGCUGGUGAGGAAGGAAACCUAAAGCCGGAGUUUGUGGAUGAAGUUCUGACUUCAGAGCUCAUGGGGCAACGACCAUGUAACAACGUUCCUUCUGGUAAGAUCGGAGACAAAGUCCUGUCUGUCCCAGGAGUCCCCAAAGCCCCCUCCAUGCAAGUAGAAGGGUCUGCCAAGGAAUUACAGACGCCCCGGAAGCGCACGGUCAAAGUGACGCUGACGCCUCUCAAGAUGGAAAGUGAGGGCCAGUCCAAGAGCACCCUGAAAGAAAGCAGUCCUGCUUCCCCUCUGCAAAUAGAGUCCGCAUCUCCCACAGAACCAGUUUCAGCCUCUGAAAGUCCAGGCGAUGGUCCAGUGGCCCAGCCAAGCCCCAAUAAUAAUACCUCGUCCCAGGAUUCUCAGAGUAACAAUUACCAGAAUCUCCCGGGUCAGGACAGAAACCCGAUGCUUCAGGAUGGUCCCAAGCCUCAGGAGGACGGCUCUUUCAAGAGGAGAUACCCCCGCCGCAGUGCCCGGGCCCGCUCCAACAUGUUCUUCGGGCUCACCCCGCUCUACGGGGUGAGAUCCUACGGUGAAGAAGACAUUCCGUUUUACAGCAGCUCAACUGGGAAGAAGCGAGGCAAGAGAUCAGCUGAGGGACAGGUGGACGGGGCGGACGACCUCAGCACUUCCGACGAGGAGGACUUGUACUAUUACAACUUCACGAGGACGGUGAUCUCUCCGGGCGGAGAGGAGCGGCCGGCACCCCAUGGUUUGUUUCGGGAGGAAGAACAGUGUGACCUCCCGAAGAUUUCCCAGCUGGACGGUGUUGAUGACGGCACCGAGAGCGAUGCGAGUGUCACGGCCACCGCCAGGAAGAGCAGCCAGACUCCAAAAAGAAAUGGGAAAGAAAACGGGACGGAGAACUUAAAGGUUGAGCGGCCCGAAGAUGCUGGCGAGAAAGAGCAUGUCAUUAAGAGCUCUGUGGGCCACAAAAAUGAGCCGAAGACAGAUAACUGCCACCCUGUCAGCAGAGUUAAAACCCAGGGGCAGGACUCCUUGGAGGCCCAGCUCAGCUCCCUGGAGUCCAGCCGCAGAGUGCACACGAGCACCCCGUCGGACAAGACCCUGCUGGACACCUACAACCCCGAGCUCCUGAAGUCGGACUCGGACAACAACAACAGUGACGACUGCGGGAACAUCCUGCCCUCGGACAUCAUGGACUUCGUCCUGAAGAACACCCCGUCCAUGCAGGCUUUGGGCGAGAGCCCCGAGUCCUCCUCGUCGGAGCUCCUGAAUCUCGGGGAAGGCUUGGGUCUCGACAGCAACCGGGAAAAGGACAUGGGGCUCUUUGAAGUGUUUUCUCAGCAGCUGCCGACGGCAGAGCCGGUGGACAGCAGCGUCUCCUCGUCCAUCUCCGCGGAGGAGCAGUUCGAGCUGCCCCUCGAGCUGCCGUCCGACCUCUCUGUCCUGACCACCCGGAGCCCCACGGUCCCCAGCCAGAACGCCAGCAGGCUGGCAGUGAUCUCCGACUCGGGAGAGAAGAGGGUCACCAUCACUGAGAAGUCCGUGGCCGCCUCUGAAGGGGACGCCGCCCUGCUGAGCCCUGGCGUGGAUCCGCCGCCCGAGGGCCACAUGACUCCCGAUCCUUUCAUCCAGGGCCACAUGGACGCAGACCACAUCUCCAGCCCUCCCUGCGGCUCGGUGGAGCAGGGGCAUGGCACCAGUCAGGAUUUAACUAGAAACAGUAGCACCCCCGGCCUUCAGGUACCUGUUUCCCCUACUGUUCCCAUCCAGAACCAGAAAUACGUGCCCAAUUCCACCGAGAGCCCCGGCCCAUCUCAGAUUUCUAACGCGGCUGUCCAGACCACUCCACCCCACCUGAAAGCGGCCACCGAGAAACUCAUUGUGGUCAACCAGAACAUGCAGCCACUUUAUGUUCUGCAAACGCUUCCCAACGGAGUGACCCAAAAAAUCCAGUUGACCUCUUCUGUUAGUUCUACACCCAGUGUGAUGGAGACAAAUACUUCAGUCCUGGGGCCCAUGGGAAGUGGUCUCACGCUGGCCGCGGGGCUGAACCCGAGCCUGCCAGCUUCUCCGUCUCUGUUCCCUCCCGCCAGCAAAGGACUGCUCCCCGUGCCGCCCCGCCAGCACCUGCACUCCUUCCCCGCGGCCGCUCAGGGUAGCUUCCCCCCCAGCAUCAGCGGCCCUCCUUCGGGCCUACUCAUUGGGGUUCAGCCUCCUCCAGACCCCCAACUUCUGGUUUCAGAAGCCAGCCAGAGGACAGACCUCAGCUCCACAGUAGCCACUCCAUCCUCUGGACUCAAGAAAAGACCCAUAUCUCGUCUGCAGACCCGAAAGAAUAAAAAACUCGCUCCCUCUAGCAACCCUUCCAGCAUCGCCCCUUCCGAUGUGGUUUCUAACAUGACACUGAUUAACUUCACACCCUCCCAGCUGCCAAGCCAUCCCAAUCUGCUAGAUUUGGGCUCACUUAGUGCUUCAUCUCACCGAACUGUCCCCAACAUCAUAAAAAGGUCUAAAUCUGGCAUCAUGUAUUUUGAACAGGCACCGCUGUUACCGCAGAGCGUGGGAGGCGCUGCUGCCGCGGCGGCGGGCGCGUCAACCAUGAGCCAGGACACUGGCCACCUCACCGCGGGGCCUGUGUCUGGCUUGGCCUCCGGCUCCUCCGUCUUGAACGUUGUGUCCAUGCAAACCGCCGCAACCCCCACCAGUAGCGCGUCAGUUCCGGGACACGUCGCCUUGACCAACCCCAGGCUGCUCGGCACCCCGGACAUUGGCUCAAUCAGCAACCUUUUAAUCAAAGCCAGUCAGCAGAGCCUGGGGAUGCAGGAGCAGCCCGUGGCUUUACCGCCGAGUUCAGGAAUGUUCCCGCAACUGGGGCCGUCCCAGGCGUCUCCCGCCGCCAUGACCGCGGCCUCCGGCAUCUGCGUGCCCCCCUCCGCGCAGACCGCGGGCGUGCCGGCCGCCUCGCCUCCGGAGGAAGCAGAGGAACACUACCCGCUUCAGCAUGUGAACCAGCUCCUUGCCGGCAAAGCCGGGGUCCUCCCUGCCCAGCGCGAUCUGGAUUCUGCUCCAGGGACCCAGGGAGCCCACUUUCCCCAGACGGGAGACGCCGCCAACAGCGUGGGGCUAGAGCAGAAUAAGGCUUUGUCCUCAGCUCUGCAAGCUGCCUCCGCGUCCCCUGGGGGCUCCCCGGCCUCCGGGCAGCAGUCGGCGAGCCCCUCCGGGCCAGGGCCCGCCAAACCCAAACCAAAAACCAAACGGAUCCCGCUGCCUUUGGACAAAGGGAACGGCAAGAAGCACAAAGUUUCCCAUUCGAGGACCAGUUCUUCUGAAGCACACAUUCCAGACCAGGAAGCCGGCGCGGCCCCCCUGCCCUCAGUCACAGGGACCCCAGGAGCAGAGGCUGAGCAGCAGGGUACCGCUGAUGGGGGCCAGUCGGCACAGAAGGAGUGCGGGCAGACCAGCGGGCAAGUUCUCCCUGAGAUUCAGACAACACAAAAUUCAGCAAAUGAACAAGAAAGUACAGACCCUAAAGCGGCGGACGAAGACGAGAGCAGCUUCAGCUCUCCGCUGAUGCUCUGGCUCCAGCACGAGCAGAAACGGAAGGAGAGUGUGGCGGAGAAGCAGCCCAAGAAGGGGCUCGUGUUUGAGAUCUCCAGCGACGACGGCUUCCAGAUCUGUGCGGAGAGCAUCGAAGACGCCUGGAAGUCUCUGACGGAUAAAGUCCAGGAAGCUCGCUCCAAUGCCCGCCUAAAGCAGCUCUCGUUUGCAGGUGUGAGCGGCCUCCGGAUGCUGGGGAUCCUGCACGACGCCGUCGUGUUCCUGAUCGAGCAGCUGUCCGGGGCCAAGCACUGUAGGAACUACAAGUUCCGCUUCCACAAACCAGAGGAGGCCAACGAGCCGCCCCUGAACCCUCACGGCUCGGCCAGGGCUGAAGUUCACCUGAGGAAAUCAGCAUUUGACAUGUUCAACUUCCUGGCUUCCAAACACCGGCAGCCUCCCGAGUACAACCCCAACGACGAGGAGGAGGAGGAGGUGCAGCUGAAGUCCGCUCGGAGGGCAACAAGUAUGGACCUGCCGAUGCCCAUGCGUUUCCGGCACUUAAAGAAGACUUCCAAGGAGGCGGUUGGUGUCUACAGGUCUCCCAUUCACGGCCGGGGUCUUUUUUGUAAGAGAAACAUCGACGCGGGGGAGAUGGUGAUCGAGUACGCUGGCAACGUCAUCCGCUCCAUCCAGACGGACAAGCGGGAGAAGUACUACGACAGCAAGGGCAUCGGCUGCUACAUGUUCCGGAUCGACGACGCCGAGGUGGUGGACGCCACGAUGCACGGCAACGCCGCGCGCUUCAUCAACCACUCGUGCGAGCCCAACUGCUACUCGCGCGUCAUCAACAUCGACGGGCAGAAGCACAUCGUCAUCUUCGCCAUGCGCAAGAUCUACCGCGGCGAGGAGCUCACCUACGACUACAAGUUCCCCAUCGAGGACGCCAGCAACAAGCUGCCCUGCAACUGCGGUGCCAAGAAGUGCCGGAAGUUCCUGAACUAGCGCCGCCCCUGCCCGCCGCGGGGCGUCCCGGGAUGGAGCGCGCGCGGCUCGAGGGGCCUCCGUGAUGGCUGGGCUCCCUUACGGCCCGUGGUCACAUCCUGCAUGUGACGGUGGUCCUGGAGAGAGAGACGGGGUCUCGAAGGAACGCUCCGUGACCGGCCCGUCUUCCGGGGGCCCCCGGAUGGUGCGCCGUGAAAGAGCGGGAACGGGGGCGCCAGCGGACUGGCCCGGAAGGAGCCUGGAGAGGGUCAGUGACGCCGGGAGACUGGGCCCGAGUGUCUGCUCCGAGAGAGGCCGCCAUCCCCGCCUCGGCCCUUUCCCGAGCCCAGGAGGCGAGUGGUCGGCAGGGCCCCGGGGAGUGGAGCGGGGUGGAUGCCUGGCAGCGUGCCCGCCGGCCGGCCCACAGCCGUCUGCUGAACAAACAGGAGGUCUGGUGGUUCGCCCUACUGCCCUCCCACUUGAGAGCUCACCUCCGGCUGGGAGACAGGAUUCUUAGCACCUUUGGUGUCAAAAGGCUGCGUUGGGGUUGUGCCAAUUAAUCACCAAACACGGAGCCCGCGGGCCUUCAGUGGGAGUGUUCCCCCAUGAGCCUUAUCUCAGCCAGUUACCUUUCUUGACCAUAGGAGCGGCCCCCCUCAUCCCUUCUCCUCCCUCCGCUGCUCUCUUCGAUUCCCCUGUCUCAUCCCACCGCCUUCCCGAGCUUCCUGGGUGGGAGAGGGGCGGGACUCCCUGCUCAAGGACACCCUCUGUCGGGCACAGGCUGUGCCCAGGAACCGUCCCCGGAGCCUGUAAGCACUCCCGGUGGGGAAGUGGGCAGGAGCCAUUGGCCGUAACCAGACAGAAUUUGGAGUUUUCAUAAAGCUCCGCUGAGAGUUUUAAAGAAAUAUAUGUAGCAUGGUUUUUUAGACGAGGAAAACGAUUAUUUAAAUAGGAUCUGAAUCAUGCAACAGCCAGAGUUUCACAACCAGGGUCAACCCCUGGGCCCCAUCCCUAGGACAUGGUGACUUUCUUUUCCCCUUGUUGAGACAUAGGCAGACUUCAUUUUUAACCGGUCGGUGUCCAGUUGAAGGCAGAACACUAAUCAGAUUUCAGGGCCCACAGCUCGGGGACUAGAGCACCUUGUGUCGCAGGACCUGUGCCACCGGCGCAGAAUCCACAGGUUACGUAAAUUAAAUGACACUACUGCCCUGAUUACUCUUAGGAUGUAGUUGAAACCGCAUCAAAGGUUUCUUCUCCUCCUUCCCCCAAGACGGCGUCCUGACCCUGUUAAAUUAAGUCAUUGGGUUUCACUCUGUUCUGUUUACAGUUUGCUAUUUAAGGUUUUGUAAAUGUAAAUAGAUUUUGUAUAUUUUUCUAUGAGAAGCACUUCGUAGGGAGAAGCACUUACGACAAGGCUAUUUUUUAAACCGCGGUAUUAUCCUAAUUUAAAAGAAGAUCGGUUUUUAAUAAUUUUUUAUUUUCAUAGGAUGAAGUUAGAGAAAAUAUUCAGCUGUACACACAAAGUCUGGUUCUCCUGCCCCCCUCCCCCCUCCCCGAAGGUGUGCUUUCCUUCACUGUGUAGCCUGUCUGUGCCCGGCCGCACGGUCGGGCCCUGGGUUUGCUCUCUGACAAUAAACGGAAAAGGAAGGUCACCCGUCGCCAUCGCCACCGGGCCGCCCCCCUCCUUCCCGAGUGGAAGCUCCUCAAAAGGCUGUGGCGGUGUCCUGACCCAGCCGCGCCCCCUUCCGUCCCGCGCCUGCGCGCUCCUCUCUCGGACCAGCUCGGAGCGGGAGAGGCGCGACCUCCAUCUCCCCCAUCUUUCCCUCCUUCCGAGAUAGCGACCAAGCUGAAUGGCAGCCUGACAUUUUCCAUCGCCAUCUGCCUCACCGGUCACCUCGUCCCCUUUCCCUCUGCCCGCCAGGUCCUCGUACCUGCACAGAACCCACGGACCCUUGUGCCCCCUUCCGGGGCAGCCUGUUGAACCUGAAGCUCGGUCCGACCACUCGCGACAGAGCAGAGGUCUCCCGGCCCCUGUCGCCCCCGGGUUUCCGAGCAGUGCAGUCCAGUAGGGGGCCAGGCGCCCCUCCCCCUCGAGCGGCCAGUCCCUCCGGAAGUCCAGCAAAGCAAUACGACUCAGCCCUGCGCUCUCUGGCCCGGGACCCAUGGCUCUGCUGUGCCUUCCGCCCUGGGCUUCCUGUUCUUCCGUGUGACCUUACGAACUGUGUCUGGUGGCUUUGCUGGAACAUUGUCACUGUGUUCGCUGUUGUGCAGGGAGCCCAGCACUGUGGCCAGGAUGGCAGAGACUUGUCAUCGUGGAGAAGUGCCAGCAGGGGACUGGGGAAACACACUCUACCCAGACCUCGCCUCCCUUCCUCCUUUGCCCGUGAACAAGACACGGUGGCCCUAGGGGUCCCCCUCGUGUCUGGUUUCCUUUAUUAUUGCACUGUGUGAGGUUUUUUUGUAAAUCCUUUUAUUCCUUUCUUUUUUUUUUUAAGAAAAAAAAAACCUUAAGCUGCAUUUGUUACUGAAAUGAUUAAUGCACUGAUGGGUCAUGAAUUCACCCUGAGGAAGACCCAAAGGCCAGUCAGGGGCUGGGGGAGACUCAGCUAAAUAGACCUAGUCACUGCCCUGCUAGGCCGAGCUGUACUGUGAGCCCCCUCCUCCUCUUUCUACCAGUCCCGGACCCUGAGGCCGGAGGGGGACUCGUCUUCCCUUCUCCUGCCGGCUGCAGCUGCUUUGCCUUGCCUUUUCAGUCCCUGUCAACCAGAGAAAUGAGCAGAGUCCUCUUCUAGCUCAGCCUCGAGUCCAUUGCCAAAAUUCAGCGUACCUGCCAGCAACUUGGGGAAUAAGCUGAGGUUCCCUACCAGAGGGAAAGAAGGCAAAACACAAAACCAAACCAACCACGGCCUAUCUGUCUCCAAAACACCCGAGUUUAUCUUGAAAGUGACCAAGGGAAUCUCCGCACAAAAGUGCAGACCGAGGAACUGUGGUGAGUCAUUCCCAGGAACCCCCCAAGGGGCACCCGAAUCCCUGAGGAGUCGCAGCUGCAAGCCUGGUCAGUUCUCAGCCAGAGAGCCAGCCCCUUACAGCUUCGCUGCUAGAAACCUGUUGUGGCUGCAUUCCCUGGUGGCCAGCGACGACUGUGUGACCUGAACAGCUGCAUGGCGCUGACCCUAUGGCCGGAACUCGGUCCCCUGGCUCCCUCCGUUACCGUCCAGCACCUCCAGCACAGCCCUCCUGGUUUUAGACCAAUCACCAGAAUCCGGGGGGGCCCUGGCAGCUCUGUGUAAGUCUGCAGCCAGACUCCUGUGCCGGGGUUCAGUCCACCACCCCGCUUGCCUCUGUCAGCCCCCUCCCGGUCACACACCCCCCCGCACCCCCUCCCCGGCCAAUGCAGUGAGCACCAUGCAGCUCCCUUGAUUUAAAAAAAUACAACAGCAACAUAAAAACAACAAAAAAAAAAAACAAAAAACAAAAAAACAAAAAAAACCUUUGAAUGAAUGUAUCUUUCUAAAGGACUGACGCUCAAUCAAGUAUCUGAAAUACUAAAGGUCAAAACCUUAUCAGAUGUUAACUUUUAAGUUUGAUUUGGGAUUUUUUUUUUAACUAGAAAUCAAGGUUUGGGUGGUUUUUUUGUUUGUUUUGUUUCUUUCUAAAGGAAAAGCGGGUCACUGCAAAGGGCUGGGUGUAAUUCUACGUUUCUUUUCCUUCAUUUUAAAGCAAUACAAGAUUAUCAAGCAGAUGGUUUUGUGCCGAAUCAUGAAUACCAGUCGAGUCUCACACUCUGAAAACUUGCAACUUCUUUUGUUUUGGUUUUCAAAUAUAAAUAUGAUAUAUAUAGGAACUAAUAUAGUAUUGCACCAUGUAACAAAAUCUAGUUCAGUCCAUGGCUUUUAAUUCUCUUAACACUAUAGAUAAGGCUUGUGUUACAGUCGCUUGUGGGGGCAGGACUGUCGGGCCGGCGCUCGGAUCCUCCAAAACCGGCCUCUCCGGGGAUCAGAGAAGCAGAAACGGUGUCACCGGAAUCUCCUUCCGCCCCAGAACGCUGCCAGUCAGUACCUGUGCUCCUCGUUUCUCUACUUUUGGUUAUGAAUGUUGGGGUCACCACCUGCAUUUAGGGGAAAAUUGUGUUCUGUGCUUUCCUGGUAUCUUGUUCCGAGGUCCUCUAGUUCUUUCAACCAAGAAAUAGACUUGUGGUGUUUCUUUUAUUGAACUUUUAACAGUCUCUUUAGUAAAUACAGGUAGUUGAAUAAUUGUUUCAAAAGCUCAACAGAUGACAAGCUUCUUUUCUAGAAAUAAGACAUUUCUUGACAACUUUAUCAUGUAUAACAAAUCUUUUGGUUUUUUUCCUUGUGUUCUUCCAAGCUUCUGGUUAGAGAAAAAGAGAAAAAAAAAAAAAGGAAAAAAAUGUGUCUAAAGUCCAUCAGUGUUAACUCCCUGUGACAGGGAUGAAGGAAAAUACUUUAAUAGUUCAAAAAAUAAUAAUGCUGAAAGCUCUCUACGAAAGACUGAAUGUAAAAGUAAAAAGUGUACAUAGUUGUAAAAAAAAAAAAGGAGUUUUUAAACAUGUUUAUUUUCUAUGCACUUUUUUUUAUUUAAGUGAUAGUUUAAUUAAUAAACAUGUCAAGUUUAUUGCUGCA